Phoenix dactylifera (date palm) is the source of this 1480-nucleotide messenger RNA. Lineage: Eukaryota; Viridiplantae; Streptophyta; Magnoliopsida; Arecales; Arecaceae. The record is from RefSeq and is a predicted model, not a curated record.
UCCUCCUCCCUCCUCUCCGGCGCCGACCAGUGUUGCAAGAAACCGGUUCUUCCUCUCCCUCCGCCCGCACCCAUCCCGCCUCCUCUCUCUCUCUCUCACACACCCUCUCUCGUUUCUUCUUCGCCCCGAUUCUUCUCCCUUCCCCCCUCCCGCCGCCUCGAUUCUUCUUCAUCCUCUCCCUCCGAACCCCGCAUUGCCUCCCAUAAAAAAUGACCGACGCCGAGCCCUCCUCCCCCUCCUCCGCCGCCUCCGCCGACUCUUCAUGCGCCGCCGUCUGCUCCACCUCCGCCACCGCGGCCGAGGCCAGCCCGCCGCCGUCGUCGGUGUGCUCCACCUAUGGCGGCCCCACCGCCUCCAUCUCCUCUGCCGCCGGCCGCCACUUCCUUGGCUUCAUCGCCGCCCUCUCCCACUCUGUCCGCGGCCGCAAGAUCUCCGACCCCGUUCCCCCCUUCUCCCAAACCGUCACCUCCCUCCUCUCCCUCCUCCAAGCCCUAACCUCUUGGAUCGAUGAGAUUCCCCCACUCCCCCACUCCGCCCGCUACGGCAACCCUGCCUACCGCUCCUGGCUUGCCCGCCUCUCCACCGAGGCCCCCGCCCUCCUUCUCCCUCUUAUUACCUCCGAGGAGCUCCUCCCCGCCACUGACGAGCUUCUCCCCUACCUCCUCGACUCCUUCGGCAAUGCCUCCCACAUCGACUACGGCACCGGCCACGAGACCAACUUCGCCACCUUCCUCGCCUGCCUCGGCCUCAUCAGGGAGGAGGACUACCCGGCCCUCGUCAUCCGGGUCUUCGUCGCCUACCUCGAACUCAUGCGCAGGCUCCAGAUCACCUACUGUCUCGAGCCCGCUGGGUCUCACGGUGUCUGGGGCCUCGACAACUACCACUUUCUCCCCUUUAUCUUUGGCUCAGCUCAGCUUAUUGAUCACAAGUAUAUGAAGCCCAAGUCGAUUCACAACCAGGACAUUCUUGAUAACUUCUCCCACGAGUAUAUAUACUUGGCCUGUGUGGCUUUUGUCAAGAAGGUGAAGAAGGGGGUGUUUGCUGAGCACUCCCCGAUGCUUGAUGAUAUCAGUGCGGUCCCGACAUGGAGCAAGGUGAACAGUGGAAUGCUGAAGAUGUAUAAGGCUGAGGUGCUUGAGAAGGUGCCCAUCAUGCAGCAUUUUGUCUUUGGUUUGCUCAUCAAAUGGUACCAUUUCCAUCGUUCCGUUGGCAUUUGAUUAAGUGGAAACUUUAUCUUCUUUCACAUGUGAAAUUGCUUCUACGCGCAUGAUAAAAUUAGUUAUUCUUUGCGAUUAUGAUAUAAUGUAGAUUUGGGCUCAUUAAUAUUCAUUAUGGCAUUUAUUUUGAUUGUUUUUGUGUUCCUACCAUUUCCAUCUUUCCCUUGGCAUUUUGAUUAAGUGGAAACUUUAUGUUCUUUCACAUGUGAAAUUGCUUCUACCCGCAUGAUAAAAUUGGUUAUUCUUUGUGAUUAUGAUAUAAC